Molecule: messenger RNA, 3129 nt
Organism: Linnemannia hyalina
Lineage: Eukaryota; Fungi; Mortierellomycota; Mortierellomycetes; Mortierellales; Mortierellaceae
Source: the annotation of a GenBank genome assembly
AUGCCUUCUGUUGAGAUGCAAAGCGGUGCCGCGGCCGAGAUGAACGAGCUCACCGAGAUGCUCUCCCAGCUCUACACCGCCUCCACUUCCGAAGAAUGCGAUGCUAUCGCCAGGCACAUGGCCGCCCGUGUCCAAAAGGAGGGUCUCAUCACCCUCAAGACCAGCGACAUCCUUACCAACCUCGAGGCCGAGUGCAAGAACAAGAAGUCCGGUCUUGCCCGUGAGGGUGCCCUGAUCGGUAUCUGUGCCCUUGCUGAUGUCCUUGGCCGCCCCUCGGAGCCCUUCUUGAUGCCCCUCUUGCCCCUGAUCCUCGAUCUCUAUGCUGACAAGGGCCCCGUCGUUCAGGAUGCUGCCUCCAGAGCCGCUUUGGCCAUCAUGGCCAACAUGCCCUCGCAGUCUGCCCCCAUUGUCUUGCCCAUUCUCUUCCAGAGCAUCGGUGGUCCCGGCAAGAAGUGGCAGACCAAGGUCGGCGCUCUCCAGAUCCUUGCCGAUCUCUCAAACUCCUCGCCCAUCCAAGUCGGUAUCGCCCUUCCCGAGAUCAUUCCCAUUGUCAAGGACUGCCUCUCUGAUACCAAGAAGGAGGUUUCUGACCAGGCCACAAAGACCAUGUUGCGUGUCUGCAACGUCGGUGGAAACCCCGAUAUCGCCCGCCAUCUCAAGGACCUCUGCGAGUGCAUGGCCCAUCCCGAGAAUGUGCCCCAGGUCAUGGAGAAGCUGUCCGCCACUACCUUUGUUGCCGACAUGAACGGUCCCGCCCUUGCCAUCAUGGUCCCCCUUCUCGUCCGUGCCCUCAACGAGCGCUCCGCCCAUGUUCAACGUCAGACCACCAUCAUUGUCGACAACCUCUGUAAGCUCGUCAAAGAUCCCGCUGAGGCCGGUCAGUUCUUGCCCGAGCUCUUGCCCGGUUUGGAGCGUAUUAUCGAUAUUGCCGCCGUCCCCGAGAUUCGUGCCUUGGCCACUGCUGCCAGGAAUACCCUCAUCAAGGCUGGAGGUGCUACCAAGGCCGACCCCGCUGCCCAGUCGGACUCGAUCGUCCCCACCGAGGCCGUGGCUCGUGCUGUUGUCGACAAGGCCGUUGGCAAGUUUGGAUUCUUCCCUGCCUUCUUUGAUGCCGUCAAGGCCCAUGUCUCUCUGAUGACGAUUGUCUUGGUCAAGGAGGAGAACUUGUCGCCCCGUGAGUGGAUCUCGAUCCUUGGCGAUUACUUUGCUGCCUUCAUGCCCGCCGCCGACGGCAAGGCUGUUGUCAACACCGUUGCUGAGCACUACGUCGAGGCAGACCGCAAGAUGAACGGAGAGAAGAACGUCGAGGAUACCGAGGAAGGCGAGGAGCUCUGCAACAUUGACUUUUCGCUCGCCUACGGAGGAAUGAUGUUGUUGAACCACACCAAGCUCAGACUUCACCGUGGACACCGCUAUGGUCUCUGCGGCCCCAACGGAGCCGGAAAGUCGACCUUGAUGAGAGCCAUUUCCUUGGGCAAGUUGGACGGAUUCCCCUCGUCCGAUGUCCUCCGCACUGUCUUUGUCGAGCACUCCUUGCAGGGUGACCAGGGCGAGAUGGCGAUUGUUGACUUUGUUGCCUCGGAUCCCAAGCUUGCUUCGACCCCCCACGAGGAUGUCGUCAAUGCCCUCAGGACUGUCGGCUUCAACGACGAGAUGCAAAAGAACACUGUCUCGUCGCUCUCUGGAGGCUGGAAGAUGAAGCUGGAGUUGGCCCGUGCCAUGUUGAUGAACGCCGAUAUCUUGUUGCUGGACGAGCCUACUAACCACUUGGAUGUCGCCAACAUCAAGUGGCUCGAGGACUACCUCAUCAGCCAGACCAACGUCACCUCCAUCAUCGUCUCUCACGACUCUGGAUUCCUCGACAACGUCUGCACCAACAUUCUCCACUACGAGCGCAAGAAGCUGAAGAUGUACAAGGGUAACCUCUCCGAGUUUGUCAAGGUCAAGCCCGAGGCAAAGUCCUACUACACCCUCGCCGCCACGACCGUCAAGUUCGAGUUCCCCAAGCCCUCGUUCUUGGUCGGUGUCAAGUCUAACACCAAGGCGAUCAUGAAAAUGACCAACUGUACUUACACCUACCCCGGAGCCGCCAAGCCCUCGAUGCACAACGUCUCUGUCCAGCUCUCCCUUUCCUCCCGUGUCGGUGUUAUCGGACCCAACGGUGCCGGAAAGUCGACCAUGAUCAAGUUGUUGACUGGAGAGACCUACCCCCAGGAGGGAACCGUCUGGAGACAUCCCAACCUCCGUAUCGGAUACGUUGCCCAGCAUGCCUUCCACCAUCUCGAGCAGCACUUGGAGAAGACCCCCAACGCCUACAUCCAGUGGCGUUACCAGGGUGGUGCCGAUCGUGAGAUCCUCGAGAAGCCCACGGUCGCCAUGACCCCCGAGGAGCUCGAGCAGAUGGAGACUUGGGUCAUCGGAGGCGAUGGCUCCAAGCGCCAGGUCGAGAUGGUUAUGGGUCGUCAGAAGCUCAAGAAGUCGUUCCAGUACGAGGUCAAGUGGAAGAACCAUGUCCACAAGUUCAACACCUGGAUGCCCCGCGAGAAGCUCCUCGAGCUCGGAUUCGACAAGUUGAUCCGCCAGUUCGAUGACCGUGAGGCCUCUCGCGAGGGUCUCGGUUACCGUGACCUCUCCCCAGCCUCUAUCCGCAAGCACUUGGAGGAUGUUGGUCUCGACGGAGAUAUUGCUGAUCACAACAUGAUCAACGGUCUCUCUGGAGGACAAAAGGUCAAGGUCGUCAUUGCUGCCGCCAUGUGGAACAACCCUCAUAUGUUGGUCCUGGACGAGCCUACCAAUUACUUGGAUCGUGAGUCCCUCGGAGGUCUUGCUGUCGCCAUCCGCAACUGGGGUGGAGCCGUCAUCAUGAUUUCCCACAACACCGAGUUCUUGGGAGCCCUCUGCCCCGAGACCUGGACUGUCAACGCCGGAUUGCUGACCAGCAACGGCAAGUCCGCUGUCCUGGAGGGCAACUUUGAAGAUUCCGAGAAGCCCAUCGUGGUCGUCAACAAGAAGAAGAAGAAGUCGAGAAACGAGGUCAAGGCACAGGAGGUCCGUCGCCGUCUCCGCCACUUGGAGUGGUUGGCCUCCGACAAGGGUACCCCCAAGCCUGCCGACUCUGACUCUGACUAA